AUGAUAGAAAAUAACUACAAAGAAAUUAUUGAAAAGGCUAUAUAGGAGAAUUUAUAAAUAAGAGAAAAUUAAGAUGGGUGGAAAGAAUAAAUGAAUAAAGAAAACUUUAAAAUGUCAUUUAAAAAAUAUUUAGACCAUAAAGUUAACCUUUCUAAGAUAGAAUCUAUUUUGCCUGUAAACUUAGAGAAAGCAACUUAAUUCUAUUAUGAGCGUUUAGAUUUGUAAAAGCUAUGCAGAUCAAAAUGCAUUAAUUUUGAAAAUAUAGAAACCAUAGAUAAGGAUACUUACGCAUUUUUAUUUAGGACUGAGCAAAUCUUAGUGAUCAGUGGUAGAGAGAUUAUUGGAGUAUAACACAAGAAAUAACUUAAUGACAAUGAAGUUUUAAUUGUCAGAAGCAAUAUUCCAAAUCACCCAAAAGUCACUCACACUCAAACAUAGGAAGAAGUAGUUCGUGCAGAUUAAGUAGUUUUUUCAAUAUUUUUAACAAAAAUAGACGAUAACUCUACUAAAUAUUUAAUGUAUUCUCUUAUGGAUCCCAAAGGAAAAAUUCCAAAACCACUUAUUAAACAACUCCUUCUUAAGCAAUACGAUGUCUUUAAAAAAGAAUUAGUAGAAUUAUAAAAGAUGUGA
Molecule: messenger RNA, 630 nt
Organism: Tetrahymena thermophila SB210
Lineage: Eukaryota; Ciliophora; Oligohymenophorea; Hymenostomatida; Tetrahymenidae
Product: START domain protein
Exons: 1
Molecular function (GO): lipid binding
Source: RefSeq, a predicted model, not a curated record